This is a messenger RNA of Rhodamnia argentea, 1456 nucleotides long. RefSeq names its product jasmonate-induced oxygenase 4-like. The coding region runs from base 56 to 1180 and encodes 374 amino acids. The record is from RefSeq and is a predicted model, not a curated record. The transcript is spliced from 3 exons. NCBI's taxonomy places the organism in Eukaryota, Viridiplantae, Streptophyta, Magnoliopsida, Myrtales, Myrtaceae.
UGCUCUUUCGUUCUUAAAAGGCUAUUAAUUCCCCCUCUCUCUCCGAAAGACAAGAAUGAUGACGAGCAGCUUGCAGAGUUGGCCCGAGCCGAUCGUCCGGGUCCAAACCUUAUCAGAGAGCGGGGUCGCCCGGAUCCCCGAGCGCUAUGUGAAACCACCCUCAGAGCGACCCUUGCCAAUUCCCAAAUUCACCCCUCGAGGUCGCGACCGCACGCACGACAGCACUAAUAUACCCGUUAUCAACCUUGAUAGCAUAAUGUCGAGUGGCGACAGGUCCACCCUCCUCCUCGAGCACAUCUCGUAUGCGUGCCGGGAGUGGGGGUUCUUCCAAGUGGUGAACCACGGGGUGAGUGAUGAACUGAUGGGGGCGGCAAGGGAGGCAUGGAGGGAGUUCUUCGGGCUGCCGGUGGAGGCAAAGCAGGAGUACGCAAACAACCCGAGCACGUACGAAGGGUACGGGAGCCGGAUUGGGGUGGAGAGGGAGGCCACGCUCGACUGGUGCGAUUAUUUUUUUCUUCACUACUCGCCUCGCUCGGUCAGGAACCCCAGCAAGUGGCCUGCGCUCCCACUCUCGUGCAGGGAGCUGAUAUCGGAAUACGGGAAGGAACUGACGGAGCUGAGCAAAAGGCUGUUGAGCUUAAUAUCAAGAAGCUUGGGAUUGGAAGGAGACUACUUGGAGAGGGCAUUUGGAGGACGCGAGGAGUUUGGGGCAUGCCUGAGGACCAACUUCUACCCGAAGUGCCCUCAGCCCGACCUCACUCUCGGCCUCUCCGCACAUUCCGACCCGGGCUUCUUGACCAUUCUCCUCCCCGAUCCACAUGUGUCGGGUCUUCAGGUCCGACAUAGAGACCACUGGGUCACGGUCAAGCCCAUCCCUAAUGCUUUGAUAGUCAACCUGGCUGACCAGAUGCAGCACAUUCAGGUGGUGACGAAUGCAAUUUACAGGAGCGUGGAGCAUAGGGUGAUCGUGAAUUCGGCGAGAGAGCGAGUCUCGUUGGCAUUCUUUUGCAACCCCAAGAGCGACCUACUGAUUCAACCUGCCAAGGAGCUUGUGACCGAGGACCGGCCUGCUCUCUACUCUCCGAUGACUUACGAGGAGUACAGAACUUACAUCAGAACCAAAGGUCUUCGUGGCAAGUCGCAAGUUGAAUCCCUAGUUCGAUUACCCACCAAAAAUUGAUGCCGUAAACUUCUGACGUUUGAUAAAUAGUAUCCUAUGAGGAGGACUUCUGUCCCAUCUCGCAGCAUCUAUGUAUGUGAAGUUCGGCUUUGUUGCUGUAGUCGAUUUUAAGUCUGGAAUGUCAAGUUGUGUGUUUAUGUUUUAGUAGUGCGUAACGUGUUCUUCUAAGGUCGAUAAUUUAGAAAAACCUGUCUUUAUUAGGUUAGUUCUUCAACAAUCAAUCAGUUAUUUUAGGUACUCGUGAGGAUUGGAGAACUGGACAUCCUCAGUUACGUA